AGUAAGUGCAAAAUAACAAUUGCACUUACUUUUUGUCAUUGUGAAAGCUUCUUAGGUUCAUUUGAGAACAUUAGAGAAGAAAAGUAUUACAGAGAACCAGAAACACACCAGGCAGGUCAGGGUUGAAGACAUGGAGAAAUAUUGAGUAAGAUGAUAUUCCAAGCAAAAUCUCAAGACCCCUGUUUAGCCCAUCAUUUGAAAGUGAAAAAUAGUACGACAACCUACCUAAYGCUGAAAGAGCUGCAGAUAUCCACAGUUCAAGUGGGAGAAGUUUUUGUCAGGGCAACUAUUUCUGAACACAGAAAUYUGGCCUUAACAGGGGAUGGCAAAGACAGCCAUAAAUAAGUCAGGUUAAAGUUUACUGCCAGUCAAGCAAGGGACAUGAAAAACAAAACAAACACAUUGACCACRGUGCUCUGGACAGAUGAGACAAAGUUGAACUUUUUUAGCUACAUGCAAAAGACAUGAUGUUAAAAUACAUUCUACAUCCCCACUCCCCCCCAAAACUUUGUCCAUAUGAUAAACAGUGAUAGUGUCAUGCUGUGAAAAUGCUUGUCAGCAGAAAUAGGAAAGAUGGUCAUUGACCCCAGUUGACGUAAAUCCAGAGUAUUUCUGGUAGAAAACCUAGAAGCUCCAAAAAAAUUUUGAGAUCGGGGUAGAAGAUGUUCACCUACCAGUAGGAUCACAACUCUAUACAUGAACAGCUCCUGUAGGGUCUACAUCAAAGCAAAUGGCCCAGUUUUUUACAUAAAUUUAUCAGUAAAACAUAUUGGAAACCACAUACAGUAUUAAUAUUGUUUUAAAAAUCUGCCCUAUCACUUGAAAUCCCAAUAAUAUGCAUUUAAGUUUGCAACUGCAACAUGACCAAAUGUGAAAUAAGAUAAGGUUUAGGAAUAUUCCCAAGGCACAGUAUUUGCAGCAUUUAUAUGAUGUGCUUAGUGUUUACUGAUCCAGUAGAACUGGUCCUGUUGUGUUUGAGUCAGUUCGUCUGAUGGGGUGGGAUGAUGACUGGGAGGCGCCUGCCCUAUAAUUACCCCCUGUCUCUACCAAACACCUCUUUGUUUACACCCUAAGGAGAGUCAAGUCCAGGCAGUGCUGCUAGCUGUGAACAUUUCACUAAAGUACCAGAGCCAUGUCUGUUUUUCUGCUCAGCUCUCUCAUCAUGCUCUUCGGUGUAGUUUAUGCCUCCGACCCUGCGGAUCCAGUUCUGCUCGGACCUCCAACCAUCGGGUUCAGCUCUUCGGUCCGCUCGGUUUGUAAGCCUAUCCCCAGCACACUGUCUCUGUGCCAAGGCAUCGGCUACCGGCGUAUGUGGAUCCCCAACCUGCUCGGCCACGACUCCCUGAAAGAGGCCCAGCAGCAGUCGGCCGCCUGGCUGCCGCUCAUCUCCAAGCUGUGCCACCAGGACACCAAGAAGUUCCUGUGCUCGCUGUUCGCCCCGGUGUGCCUGCCGGAGCUCGGCGGGCCCGUGAGCCCCUGCAGGAACCUGUGCGAGGCCGUGCGGGACGGCUGCGUGCCCGUAAUGAGCGCCUUCGGGUUCCCCUGGCCCGAGAUGUUUAAUUGCUCUCGGUUCCCGAGCGGGACCGAGCUCUGUAUCCCAGCAACCGGACAGCUGGAGGAGCGGACGGAAGAGGAGGUCAGGCGCGAGGAGGAGCUGAAAGGGAGUAUCAUCUGUGAUGCCUGCUCUCUGACUGCUGAAGGAGAGUCUGACAUCCAGGAAAACUUCUGUCACAGUCCAUACGCUUUAAAGAUGCGUCUGGACAGUGUCUCAACAGUAGGAGGCGACCGUCAGCUGGUGCCUGUGGCCCGCAGCCGCAUCCUGAGGUGGGCAGGGGGAGGUGCAGAGAGGGCGCAGGAGUUUGGAGGCGCAAUGACCCACAGGGCUCUGUGGCUGCAGGAAGGAGCCAGCUGUACUUGUCCUGGCUUAGACUUGGCAGAGACAAGCAACAAGCAAGAGCAAAAUGAGGAGCCGGUUGACAAAAAAAAGGCAAAGAGAGGAGGAAGGCUGGAGAACAGACCCCAAGAUGGAUGGUUCCUGGCCCUAGCUCAGGCUGAAGAAGGAAGACUCAUUUUGACUCGACUCGUUAAGUGGACCCGAGAGGACAAAGAGCUAAAGAAGUUCAUCAGAAGUCUUCUGAAGAAGCCUUGUCCAGAGCUGUAAACAAUUAGCCGUUUAGCCUGUAAGCUAUUAGCAGUAACAUUUUAUAUUUAUUCGCCUAAAUCUAACAGACACAACCAUUCCUAAAUACUACGACUGAGAAAAAUAGACAACAUCACAAAAAUAUUCAAGACUGAGUAGAUACUCCCACCUGGCAUAAGUUGUAUGACACCCUUAAAAUUGAUGUGAUCUAACUGCUAGGGAUUAUUAAAAUUGUAAAAGUUCAGAAUUGGUUUUGUAUUGUGAUGAAAUUACAAUUAACCCACUUUCCAUUACAGCAGACAUCAUGCAUUAGUAGUCUUUUAAUUGAUUUUGAGAAUAUUUCAACUGGAGUAUCUGUUUCUGUAGUAAAAGCUUAUUUUGACGAUAACCCAUAGUUUUUUGUGACUAAAGCAAUUUAUUUUAUUAAUUAGUUUGCUUUAUUUUUUGCAUUACCACAUCUUUUUCUAACAAGGUAGACAUAUAUUUACAUGAAAAAAAGACUUAAAGGAAGUGAAGUGUACCUAAUAUCUAAGUUGAACAGGUUUGGUGCAAGAAAUAAAUGUAGUAACAAUGAAUCUGAGAAUGGGCAGUAAGGAUGCUGAAGUAGUGUAGCUGAUGAUGCUGAGGAUGCACUAGCUGACAGCUCAAGGAAAAAGUAAAAAAAAACUUUAGACAUCAGAAAGCAUUAAAAAAACACCUUCAGUGUGGGAAGUUUGUUUUUGUGUUUGUACUGACAAAUGUGUCUGAUAAUUGAUUUCCAUUUCCUAUUCCAUUUAGUGCAAUAAGCAAAACGUCUUCUGGUUUUGUUAGAAAUGUUAAUUAUUAAAAAUGCAUGGGCAGGGGACCUGGGAAGGAUCUGAAGAGUUAAGGCAUGAAACUAAAUGGGUGAGGGGACAGAAGCAUCAACAGAUAAGAACUUUUUUUAUGACACUAAACAACAUUAGAAAAUUGUAAACUAUGAGGCCGCUUUUAUUGUUUACACCUUGUGAAAUGGUAUUAGCUCUUUUUCACAUACACAUUUCCAGUUCUAAAUGCAUGUUUCCCAUGUUUUGAAAGUACGAAAUAAUAAUAAAAAAAUAUAUAUGUAUCUGGCGUUAUCAGUUUUCAGUUCAAGUUGUCCACAGCCUGAUUGUUACAAAAUUCAAACUUGCAAGAUGCUACUUUAUUUGAUUUGUUAUUAUUUUUUUAGAAAACCUUUCAACUCUGAAGAAUGAGACAUAGAGCUGUAUUCUGAUUGUUGGCCAUUUCAACAUAUUUGUGGUGAAGUUACACAGGCAGUGAUGGUGAUGCAACUUUUGGAAAGUUACUAUUUCACAUCAAGUGUAACCCUUCAACGACAAUGUUUGUGGAGUUUUACUUGCAUGCAUAAAGAAAAUAUCCACAUCAUAAAGAAAUUCUCAAGUCAUAUUAAUUAACUUUUUUCAUCCAAUUUGUAUGUAUUUCACAUAGUUUUGCUGUGUUUGAAUAUUCCCCUGUGUAUUUAAUUAAACCCAUCAGUGAAUUA
Molecule: messenger RNA, 3644 nt
Organism: Poecilia reticulata (guppy)
Lineage: Eukaryota; Metazoa; Chordata; Actinopteri; Cyprinodontiformes; Poeciliidae
Gene: sfrp2l
Product: secreted frizzled-related protein 2 like
Biological process (GO): non-canonical Wnt signaling pathway; canonical Wnt signaling pathway
Molecular function (GO): Wnt-protein binding
Source: RefSeq, a predicted model, not a curated record